This is a messenger RNA of Hippoglossus stenolepis (Pacific halibut), 2520 nucleotides long. RefSeq names its product poly (ADP-ribose) polymerase 2 (gene parp2). The coding region runs from base 119 to 2095 and encodes 658 amino acids. NCBI's taxonomy places the organism in Eukaryota, Metazoa, Chordata, Actinopteri, Pleuronectiformes, Pleuronectidae. The transcript is spliced from 17 exons. The record is from RefSeq and is a predicted model, not a curated record. Gene Ontology annotation, molecular function: NAD+ poly-ADP-ribosyltransferase activity; zinc ion binding.
CGAUCUCCGGCCGCGCAGACCAGGAAGUGGCGGCGGGUAAAGUUUGAAGUGUCCCUGUUGUUCUCCCUCUGGCUCCUUUGUUUCUGUCCCCAGCUCCAGAGUCUCUCCUCCUGCCGCCAUGAGGAGAACCAGGUCGUCGAGGAGUCAGACUCAGGCAGCGGCGGAGGGAGGAGGAGGAGGAGGAGAAGUCCGCACAGAGACAGUGUGGCAGUGGAAGGGGGACGAGGGUCAGUGGGAGCUGUAUUCGCCGGCCGCCUGCGCCUUGUUGGACUCCGCCGUCUCUUCGGGAGAAACCUCCGUCACGCUCGCCCUGGGACCGGGGACGCCCUACGAAGUCGACCUGAAGAAGAUGGUGCAGAUUAAUCCUGUCACAAAAUACAAGAGGAAGAUUCGCUCUCAGACCGUGAAGUCAGAGACUGUUACUGAAGCCAGUGACUCCACUGCUCUCAAUGGGAUGACAGAUCAAGUUAAAGAGGAGAAGGAGGAGGAGGAGGAAGAGGAGGAGGAGAAACCUGCAGCUAAGAGGAGGAAGGCACAAAGCAAGAGUCAGACAAAAGCCAAAAAACCACCCAAAGAAGAGAUAAAAAAUGAAGAGGUCACGAGGACGUUGGUGAUGAAGGGCAAAGCUCCGGUGGACCCAGAAUGCAAAGCCAAACUCGGAAAGGCUCAUGUUUACUGUGAAGGAAAUGAUGUUUACGACGUGAUGUUAAACCAGACAAAUCUCCAGUUUAACAACAACAAGUAUUACCUGAUCCAGCUGCUGCAGGACGACAGCUCCAAGCUCUACAGCGUGUGGCUGAGGUGGGGCCGAGUGGGCAAAGUGGGUCAAAACAGCCUCACACCCUGUGGUGGAGAUCUGCUGAAGGCCAAAGAUUUCUUCAAGAAAAAGUUCUUGGAUAAGACCAAGAAUGACUGGGAAUAUCGGGCCAGUUUUGAGAAAGUGGCUGGAAAAUACGACAUGGUGUUCAUGGACUACAGCACAAAUGAAAAGCAGGAGGAGUCCACAGUGAGCACCGUACCCAAAGAGAAGAAGAGCUCCACGCUUGACGUGAAGAUCCAGUCUCUCCUGGAGCUGAUCUGUGACCUUAAGGCCAUGGAGGAGUGUGUGCUGGAGAUGAAGUUUGACACUCGGAAAGCUCCUCUCGGCAAACUGACCUCGGAGCAGAUCCGUGCAGGCUACACCGCGCUGCAGAGAAUCGAGGAGUGUUUGAAGAAGAAGGGCAACAACCGCCUGCUGCUGGAGGCCUGCAACCAGUUCUACACCCGCAUCCCUCACGACUUUGGCUUGAAAACCCCCCCGAUCAUCAACACGGAGGAGGAGCUGAAGGAAAAGAUUGCACUGCUGGAGGCUCUGAGUGACAUCCAGAUCGCCGUUAAAAUGGUCCAGUCCAGUGAGGGCGGUGACGAACAUCCUCUGGACAGACAGUACAGCUCCCUCCAGUGCAAACUACAGCCUCUGGAAUCCGGCAGUGAUGAGUUCAAGGUUAUAGAGAAAUAUCUGCUGUCCACUCACGCCUCCACCCAUCAAGACUACACCAUGAGCGUCCUCGACAUGUUCUCAGUGGACAGAGACGGAGAGAGCAGCAGCUUCAUCUCACAGCUACACAACAGGACUCUGCUGUGGCACGGUUCCCGUCUGUCUAACUGGGUCGGGAUCCUCAGUAAGGGGCUCCGAGUGGCCCCCCCCGAAGCCCCCUCCACCGGAUACAUGUUUGGUAAAGGGAUCUACUUUGCUGACAUGUCGUCAAAGAGCGCCAACUACUGCUUCGCCAAUCAGAACAAUCAUGUUGGACUGUUGCUGCUGUGCGAGGUCGCACUCGGAGACAGUCGUGAGCUGCUCGAUGCCGACUACGAGGCCGGUAACCUGCCUGCUGGAAAACACAGCACCAAGGGCCGGGGACAGACCGGACCUGACCCCAAGAACUCAGUCACCCUGGACGGUGUCACGGUGCCGAUGGGGCCUGGGGUGAAGACGGGGGUGGGUAAAAACAACGUUUACUCCCUCCUCUACAACGAGUUCAUCGUGUACAACCCUGCUCAGACUCGCAUGAGGUACCUGCUGCGGAUCAAGUUCAAAUAUUCUUCACUGUGGUGAGGCUGUAGAAAGGUCGUGUAUCAGGAUGGUGCGUCACUUAAGCUGCUUUCAGACAUUCACUGAACUCCAGACAUUUUCCGUAGAGGAGAACGCAAUCGCUCCUGAUGUUUUCAUAGAACUUUUCCUGCUUGUCCCCUCGAGUUGAUGAUGUUUCAAACAGGCAACGGACACGGAAAACACUAAACGAAUACAAAUAUACAGGAAGGAAAAAUAGGACCCAUAGACGUGGGAGACGCAGACGAAAACAACAACUCGGAAAGACGAGCUUCGAGAGUCUUGACGUUAAGGGGCUUGUGUUGAUGAGCUGUAAACAAAAACACAUCAGUUCUGCCUCCUGCUGACAAAUAUCGGGAAAUUCUGACCCAAUUUUCUCGACAUUUUCUAGAGUUCAUGUCUGAAAACAGCUUAAGUCAUUCUUUGUGGGU